Messenger RNA from Scheffersomyces stipitis CBS 6054, 699 nucleotides. Its product is annotated as N-acetylglucosaminyldiphosphodolichol N-acetylglucosaminyltransferase anchoring subunit. The record is from RefSeq and is a predicted model, not a curated record. Lineage: Eukaryota; Fungi; Ascomycota; Pichiomycetes; Serinales; Debaryomycetaceae. The coding region runs from base 1 to 699 and encodes 232 amino acids. Gene Ontology annotation, cellular component: UDP-N-acetylglucosamine transferase complex. The transcript has a single exon. Gene Ontology annotation, biological process: dolichol-linked oligosaccharide biosynthetic process.
AUGGAUUACGAAACCAAACUUGUAUUCCAAGUAGGGCUCCUCCUAUUGCCUAUUUUUGUGGUGGCCCUCAGAGUGUUAGCCAUCUUACCCUCAGUAGGAUUAGGUAGCCUGAACAAAGAUCUCAAGAGUAUUUCAGAUAUAACACUGGGAACAGGUCUGAGUAUCAUGGUUUUGCUUGGAUCAGGUGGCCAUACAGGUGAGAUGAUGAGGAUAUUGUCCAAUGUCGAUUUGAGUUCUGUCAGGCGAACCUGGGUGGUAUCUAGUGGAGAUUCAUCUUCUCUCGUUAGAGCCAAAGAGUUCGAAGACAAGUAUCAGCAAAAUGGUAAAACCUGCAAGUCUUCGGAGUAUUUGACUUUGUAUAGAGCUAGAAAAGUAGGCGAGUCGUUGCUUCUGUCUUUGAACAGCACCGUGAGGUCAUUUGUUGAUACUGUGAACCAAUUGCGUAAGUUGCCGGAACUUCCCUCUGUUCUCUUGCUUAAUGGGCCAGGAACGUCUGUUCCUUUGGCUUAUAUCUUGUUUGGAAUGAAGUUCUUCGGCCUUUGCAAUACACGCAUCAUCUACAUAGAAAGUCUUGCCCGGGUGAACAAGCUUAGUUUGAGUGGGUUGUUGCUUCUUCCCAUCUCCGAUAGGUUUAUAGUGCAAUGGGAGCAAUUGUACCAUAAGUACAAGAGAGCAGAGUACUACGGUAUACUCAUAUAG